AACAGUGCAGAAAAUUUACAGGAGAAAAUUCUAAGCCAAAUUAUGGCUGCCAAGUCACCAUUCAGUCUGAACAAGAGAAGCAGCUAAUGAAAUUAUAUCGCCGUGAAGAAAAACGAAAUGCCAGGCGAGAAAAACGAACUGGGGAUGAAGGAGAAAUUCUUGUUGAUGCAGGAAUCUCUUUUGAUCCGAAGGAGUUACGGAUACAAAGAGAACAAGCACUUUUGAACGCUCGCACAAUGCCAGUUUUAUGCAGACAACGAGACAUGGAAUUUGACAAAAUUCAUUACCCCCAUGUUUAUGACUCACAAGCUGAAGCUAGGACAACAUCAGCUUUUAUUGGGGGAUCAAAG
Messenger RNA from Protobothrops mucrosquamatus (brown spotted pit viper), 350 nucleotides. Its product is annotated as activating signal cointegrator 1 complex subunit 3. NCBI's taxonomy places the organism in Eukaryota, Metazoa, Chordata, Lepidosauria, Squamata, Viperidae. The record is from RefSeq and is a predicted model, not a curated record. The transcript has 2 exons. The annotation marks the transcript as partial.